CAACACACAAGGCUGGCCAUCGAGUGAUUCUGGAACAAAUUGUAACAUGGACCCCUUAUUUUUUUUAUUUUUCCAACAUGACCUCCUCAAGCGAAAUUCCAAAUGCCCAAGCAUUCAAGCUUUUCUUACCACAAGUUGAGAAUCCCGUCCACCUGUAUUGCAUCCAACACAGAACUGUUGGAGAUAUGUAAAAAGUCGAGAAUCAGAGGCACGUGCCGUCAAAAAGGCGACCAUCAAGGAAGGAAUGCGGGGAAUGCUUGCAAGACAGGUUGCCCCAUGUACACUUCAGCAGCUGUUCCCGGUCCUAUCCGCUGCGAGCGAGUCCACUUGACCCACGCCACUUUCCAGCUCUCCCUUACCAAGACUGGCCGGCCGCUACCCUGUAACUCUAAUGCUCUUAUCGCUCAGUGAUUAUCUCGUCAUCUACAACAACAUCAACCCGUGCUCAGCCUUCACCCCCUUUCCCGCCCACCUCGGUCGCCUUGCUUUUUCCUCCUUAACGUGCUCCCUUGACGCCAGUGUUAUUUCCCAGGCCUACAGCGGAUGACUACCUAGGCGCGCCACGACGCGACGGCUCAAGCCCGCCCGACCCAACGUCCCAACUGCAGCUUGUUUCUAAGCCCUACGCAAGUCCUGGUCAAGAGCAGGCCAGACGCCUCCUUGCGGCCGCUUGCGCUGUGAUAUUCUACGAUGCGACCUCCACGGAUCGCGAUACUAGUUCUUUUCUUCUCCGCGUCGCUCUUCCUCGUGUGCAGGGCCAUCAGUUCCCUCCGCCAUCCCAACGCCGCCCCCGCCGUGACACCAUUGACGACCCGGAAAUCGUCAUUCCGGAGCUUCUUCUCCUUCACUGCGCCGUUCUCGCUCUUCCCUCCCAAUGCUGCUAUAAGCCUGUUCGAUGAUAAUAGUACCUUCUUUGCUGCGCGACCGGCUGCCUUUGGGCCCAUCCUCCCUGCCGACGGCCUGAGCGGGCAACUAUGGAUAGGAAGUGGAUUUGCUGAAGAUCAUCUCCAAGAGGGCGAGGUUGGGGGCGAGCUCGGCUGCAGCGAUCUCCCGGGCUGGGAGGAUGGGAGACCUAAACUGUCGAUCAAAACCACUGUACAUGGAUCCGCAGCCUCAAAGUCAGGGCCCGUUGCACUGAACACCAAAAGUACAAAGCGUGAUCCUUUGGGCGCAGGGAUUCCAGCGGACGGAAAAUCUUCAGAAAGGCGUCACGAUGGGACCGACGACUACCUUCACCAGGAACUUGACCAGACUCGCAGCCCCUACAGCGAAGGCUCGGUGGUCUCGGCGUCAAGUCAUGCCGAUAUCCAAUCCAUGCAGGAGACGGCAGAAAUUACGGGCAAGAUCACAUUGCUGAGCAGAGGUGGUUGUGGGUUCCUGGAGAAGGUCAAGUGGGCGCAGCGCCGCGGUGCGAUCGGGGUGAUUGUUGGAGAUAAUGUGAAAGGGGGUCCGUUGAUCCAGAUGUUUGCGAGGGGCAAUGUCGAUAAUGUCACAAUCCCCUCGAUUUUCACAUCGCAGACGACCGCCAUGCUACUGUCAUCACUCGCGCAACCAGGCAGUUUCAUCGAAGAUAUUCUGGACGAGAACGGAAACCCGAUCUUGAAAGUACAGCACUCCAGCAAGCCUGGGGUCAAUAAGCAAACCAAAGCGGCCGAUACAGGUGCGGGCCAUAGACCCAAAUCUGGCCCUCACGCCCAGGGGGUCAAAACUGCGUCGUUCCAGGAUGCCUCGGCCCCUGCGGUCAAGAAGUCACGCUCGACACGCAGGAGCUGGAUCUCCCGUCUGUUCUUCUGGGGGGAUAGUGGAAGCAAAGGGUCAGAGCAGAGCCGGCCGCCAAGCAGUGGUCGUCUGAACUGGGUCGCAGCUGACGAGUGGAGCGACGAAAGCAUCAGACUCCUCCAAUCAAGUGCGGAUAAGGUUAACAAGAAUGGAGCGGGUGGUCGUGCGUCCUCUGAGGAGGACAAGUCGCCGGGUGAUGGUUUUCAGAUAGGUGUACAAGACUGGCGUGACCCCGAUCUUGUUAGGUCUUCCGAGGAGGACGAGGAAGAUCGGCCGGCGCCGGAAAACCAGUCCACCAACAAGGAGUCUAGUGGUUUGAGAGGUGGCAGUAUCACGCCAGGUAGUGGCGAGUAUGUCCCUGGAGACUCACAUGGCCAUCGUUCUGGAAAGUCUGGUUCUUCCUCGGAAAGCUCCAGUGGGCUUAUUUAUAAGCUCUUCGGGGAUGACGCUAAAGAGCAAUCUGCCGCAGAGGAGAGCUCAAGACCGACGCCGGAAAGCUUGGGGAACAAAGACGAUGGCAAUGUGCGGGAAGGCUUAUGGGUCACGAUCACUCCUGCCGGCAGUGCCAGUCCAUUCUUUGACACCCUGUUGGUCCUGGUGAUCAGCCCCUUGAUUACCCUCACGGUUGUGUACACGCUUCUUAUCUUGCGAGCUAAGUACAGAAGGCGGAGAUGGAGAGCACCCAAGGCUGUGGUCGAUCGGUUGCCGGUACGGACCUACCGCACAGUUGCGCCAUCGCCCAGCCAAUCAUCCAGGACGCCGUCGCCCAACAGCUCCUCACCUACAACACCCCUGUUGCAAGGAAAUUCGAGAUCGCGGCCCCGGUCUCGGACCACCACUGGCGUGCCUGAGCCUUCGGAUCUUUUGAGGGCUGAUAACGCUUUGCAGGCCGGGCGAUCAUCCUCACCAGACAACACCCGGGUGCAUGGUGCCAGUCAAUGGAAGAAGUACAUGGGAAGACAGAGCGAAUGUGUGAUUUGCUUGGAGGAAUACGUGGACGGCGUCAGCAAGGUCAUGAGCUUGCCUUGUGGCCAUGAGUUCCAUGUGGACUGCAUCACACCAUGGCUCACUACCAGACGGAGAACUUGCCCGAUAUGCAAAAAUGAUAUCGUCAAGUCUCUGGCUCGUGGUUCGCCAUCAAGCCCACACUACGAGCCGUAUCAUGACGACAGCGAGUACACUCAUCCUGAACCUUCCAGCUUCGUGAACUCCAACAGUGGAUCGUAUUCCUCCAACCACUUGUCAGACGUGGAGGAAGGAAGAGAGGCUCUUGCGCGAGUACAGAGAGAGAUACAUGAGGUGAGAUGGUAUGACUUCAUGGCGCACCUACUAAGGGGCGAGCCCGGACAGGCAUUUUUGAAUCGGCACGAGAACCGGCGUUUUGCGGCCGACGACCGUGAAGAGAGCCGCCUGUAAUACAGCAUGGUGAUAGUGGCAUCCGUUGUUUUUUGAAGAGAUUUCGCAUUUUGGGCUGGCGCACUUGGGGUGGGAGGUCAUUUUCAUGGGCGUUGGUCAAGGGGCCGAACACCUGGGAUUGUUCAAAACCGUCACUCGCUCUUUUACAUACACAACUUUGAUACCUCUUUUCGUUUUUGACC
This is a messenger RNA of Podospora pseudocomata, 3377 nucleotides long. RefSeq lists its product as uncharacterized. The record is from RefSeq and is a predicted model, not a curated record. Gene Ontology annotation, biological process: ubiquitin-dependent protein catabolic process. Gene Ontology annotation, molecular function: zinc ion binding; ubiquitin protein ligase activity. Bases 691 to 3195 code for a protein of 834 amino acids. NCBI's taxonomy places the organism in Eukaryota, Fungi, Ascomycota, Sordariomycetes, Sordariales, Podosporaceae. The transcript has 3 exons.